UGCGCACAGGGCUUUGAAGUAUAACCAACUGCUGUCCCGGAGUCAGUGCUGCUGUGGCAUAAUAUAUGAUAGGGAAUGUAAUCCAGGAGCUCCAUGCUGUGUAUUGUUCUCUGUAGAGCUUGAUCCACAAGAAGCAGCGUCCUGGUGCUCCGGACGGGAGGUCGCUCUGAACUUGCGCUAAGGCCAAUUUAUCUUCAAACCGGAGAGCGAAGCGCGGUCGGAGAACGAGGAAGGAAAAAGGGAAAAACUAGUUAGACAGUAAACACGAGAUAAUGUCGAUGUUAAACAGGCGGGUAAUGUAAGUAAAAGGACGCGUGCCGACAGCCAAAAGAAGCGUUUCUGUUCCCCAACUGGAGAUCAAUGGAAGCGAGGACAAACAAAUGGAUAAAGCCGAUAUCUACAGGAAUGGACUGUUGAGGUAUGGUGAUGGGAGGUCGGACGUGCACGCUGUGCCGACUGAAACAGGUUGGUUUCGCCCCGAUCAAACUUCAGCAGAAUCAAACGUGGGACGAUUUGCGCUCAUUUAGGAGCUGAAGAUGAACUGAAAUCACUGCCGUUUACAGCAGCGCGCCUGGAGAUGACAGCAGGUUUAUUAUGGGAAACUGCGCUGUAGCAUUCACUGGACUUUCGCUGGAUUUUGUGGGUUAUCUCAAUCGCUGCAUCUGGGUGAAGGUCAUCCCUUAAUAACUGAUCCGGAUACGCUUCAGAUCUGAGUGUUGUAAGACCACAGAUGGACGCCUUUUGUAAUGGAGCCAAGAAACCUGAGGGCAGUGAUCCCGUUGUAGACUCCUGGCCCCCUCCUGCCAAGCUGGCUCGUCUGGAACAAAACGGAGCGGGACCUUCAGCCCAGGAGAGGAGCAGGCAGGGGAGUCCUGUGGCCAAAAAUCCCUGCCUGAGCCAGAAAACCACUAUAGUGAGGCCGCAGAGCAAGAGCUGGCACAGCAGAGGGAGCCUGCUGCCGGUGUUCUGUGUAGUGGAGCACAAGGAAAGCCCUCUGGAAAGAGAGAGGAGAGAAGAACAUGCUGAGUUUGUGUUGGUCAAGAGAGAUCUGCUGUUUAACCAGCUUAUAGAGAUGGCCCUGCUGACACUGGGCUACUCACACAGCUCUGCUGCACAGGCCAGAGGUCUGAUCCAGGUGGGCAGGUGGAACCCAGUGCCUCUGUCCUCUGUAACAGAUGCUCCCGAUGCCACAGUGGCUGAUAUGCUGCAGGAUGUUCACCAUGUUAUCACCCUUAAAAUACAGCUGCACAGCUGUCCCAAACUGGAGGACUUGCCAGCAGAGCAGUGGAGUCACUCCACAGUGAGAAAUGCUCUGAAGGAGCUCCUCAAGGACAUGAACCAGAGCACCCUGGCCAAGGAGUGCCCACUGUCCCAGAGUAUGAUAUCAUCUAUUGUAAAUAGCACUUACUAUGCAAAUGUCUCAGCUGCCAAGUGUCACGAGUUUGGUCGAUGGUACAAGCACUUCAAGAAGACCAAAUGCUUCAAGGACAUUGAAAGCUUCUCCGACCAGUCCACGCAUAUCACCGUCACCCAGCAGCCGAUCACAAGUAGCCCUGCUGAUCAGAGCUCCACCCUUCUUUUCUCUCGUGGAGAAGUAGCCAACAUAUGUGGCCGCCCCCCACUCGGCCUGCGCCCUCACGGGUUGGUAACCCAACCUCUCAGCUCCCAAAUGGUCAACCAGCAGCUUGUGAUGGCCCAGUUUCUCAACCAGCAGUAUGCUGUAAGCCGCAUGCUAGCUGGCCAGGGUCUCUCACCGUCCCCACAGCAGUAUCUCAACCAUCCGCCUGUAGGAAGGGCUCCUGCUGUCUUCUCCAAACCCCCUGAUUCCCAAGCCCCGCAGCAGGCACACUGUGGUCCAGGGGGAGGCUCUGUAGCCGGGCCACAAAACCAGACAACGGCCGGGUCUUCUGUGGGAUCAACAGAUGUGCCAAAUGACAUCUACCACUGUGUGAGGGAGGAACUGAAGAGAGCAGGCAUCUCCCAAGCCAUCUUUGCCCGGGUGGCCUUUAACAGGACUCAGGGCCUGCUAUCGGAGAUUCUGCGGAAGGAGGAGGACCCUAUGCAUGCCUCCCAAUCUCUGCUGGUCAACCUGCGGGCCAUGUACAACUUCCUGCAGCUCCCUGAGGCUGAGAGGGAGCGCAUCUACCAGGAGGAGAAAGACAGAAGCCUGACUGGAUUCACCCCCAGCUGCAAUAACACACCACCAAGACCCACACAGGCAAGACUGUCCCCAGUUACAGGAGACAGAGGGUUGAGGACAGACAGCUGUGUUCUCAAUGUGAGCGCUUCUAUCUAUGAGGAGAUUCAGCACGAGAUGAAGAGAGCCAAGGUGUCGCAGGCUCUGUUCGCAAAGGUGGCCGCUUCUAAGAGUCAGGGCUGGCUGUGUGAGCUGCUGCGUUGGAAGGAGGACCCCAGCCCAGAGAACCGGACCCUUUGGGAGAACCUGUGCAUGAUCCGCCGGUUCCUCAGCCUGUCCCAGAAUGAACGCGAUGCCAUCUAUGAACAGGAGAGCAGCAACACAACGACACAGCAGCACUGCACUGACAGGCUUACACUGCUCAGCAAUGACAAUACACUGUACCAGCGCAACUCUCCGCUGCCACAGCAACACCAUCUUCAACCCCAUCAACCCCUGCAGCCCGAGGCAGGGCCUCACCUGUCUCCACGGCAACCAUGUGCCGCAUCACCAGCUGAAUCCGAGGCUGGGGGCAACUGGGGGCACGUGAGGAUACGUUUGCAGGGCAGGGGGAGCAGUAAUGGGGACAGAGGGGACGGUAAGGACUGGGUUGAGGGGGGACAAGGAGAAGGGAGCAGUUUAGGAGGGGAGUGGGGUUGUACUGGUAGGGUUCGGGAUAAGGGUACAGAAAGAGAAAGUAAGGAGCAGGUGAGGGAUGGAAAUGUGGGUGAGGAAGGAAUUAAUAAGCUCAUUGGAGACAGCAAAGUAAGUAGGGUGAAAGAGUGGCCUAGCAUGAGGGAUGAGGACCAAGGCAGGGCUGGGGUUUGUUCUGAGGCAGAUAAUGAGAUCCAAGGUAGAGAUCUGGUCCAAGGAGAGGGCUUAAGAUUAUCCCAUGAAGCACUGGGAAUCCUGCAGAGCUUCAUUCAGGAUGUGGGCCUCAACCCAGAUGAGGAAGCAGUCCACACCCUGUCAGCUCAGCUAGGCCUACCCAAACACACCAUCCGAAGAUUCUUUAACAGCCAGGACCACGACCAGCAUAAUAUCCAGAACCCAAAACACAGUAGAGACGAUCAGCCUGGCUGCACAGAGCCGAUCCUCUCCCAGACAGACAUAACGACAGAGAAACAGGAGUUGGAGGGCGAUGGAAAGACCGACACAGGAAAAAAGGAGGACGAAAGGCAAACAGGAAAUGAAGAAAGUGAAAUAACUGUUUUGAAAGAAUCGGAUGUUGGCACUCAAACCAUUCACCCUAUGAAGGAGGAGCAGGAGAGCAACAUCUAACCAAGAUACAUGCUGUGACGUAACCUGGAUGACUCACGCUGUUUUAGUAUCGGAGUGUUAUAUAGGUGUGUAUCCUUAAAUGCUGUGGAAAGACUAAAGCUGACUUAUUGUAUCUGCUUAUACCACAGCUUAGAAGGAUUCUGGUGUUAAUACACAAACAGUACACCUACAUUAUACUUUAGAAAUCUGUCCUGUGAGUUGAGGAUCCCUACUGGAUUCGAAACAGAAAAUAACUGUGGCUAUAUGUGCAGAUAAUGUUUCUGUGUAGAUAUAUCUGUAUGUGUAUGGAGCCUGGAUGAUUUGGACCCCAAAACCCCAAGACCCUCAGAUAUCACUGUUAAAAAAAAAAAAAAGAGUAAUUGCAGUUAUUGAUCUUAAAUUUGAAAAAUCUUCAUGCCAGAAAUGCCUUGUAGAAAGUGGCACUGCCAAUCUGUUCAUUCAUUUUUUAUUAAUGAUCAUUAUCUUCAUUGUUUUUGAUUUUACUAUGCUUUGUUUUGCAUUUUGAUUGUUAUAUCUUUAAUUUGUCUUGUUCAAGUUUGUCUUUUGACAUUGUAUUACAUAUCAAGUUUCCUGAUGCUGUCUUAAGAGAUUCGAUUUUCAAAUUAAUCCAUUCAUAAAUAACGGGAUCCUCUGCAUUUUUGAUUGCAGUGCUUAAUAAAUCAAAAGAUAAAACAACGCAUCAUCCAAACUGAUCAACAGGUUUAUAUUUAAAGUAUCUCUCCUGCAAAUAAGUUGAAUAUUGUUACUAUUUUUCAUCUUUAUUAAAACAAAUUCUAGCUUUGUUGGGAUCUAA
Molecule: messenger RNA, 4250 nt
Organism: Larimichthys crocea (large yellow croaker)
Lineage: Eukaryota; Metazoa; Chordata; Actinopteri; Sciaenidae
Gene: satb1a
Product: SATB homeobox 1a
Exons: 11
Coding region: 731-3457 (908 amino acids)
Biological process (GO): regulation of transcription by RNA polymerase II; chromatin remodeling
Molecular function (GO): RNA polymerase II cis-regulatory region sequence-specific DNA binding; DNA-binding transcription factor activity, RNA polymerase II-specific
Source: RefSeq, a predicted model, not a curated record